GCUUUGAAAAAAAAAUGGCGGCUCCCAUGACUUGGAGGAGACUAGUGUACUCCGUGACCACCCCUGCUCUCUCUGGAAUAUUAUCUAAAAUCUCGGACAGGUUGUUUAGGACACGUGACAGAAGAAGAGGGUCCUCACUGCUGCUCCUGGCACCUCUCCUGGCAGAUACAGAACCACUGGUGUCCAGACCAUCAGGCUCCAAUGAGGGCCUCCAUACUCGCUUCCACUGGAUUGCUGACUAUGUGCCAGCAUUCAGAGUUCCAGGGGGACGCAUACACAUCCUCCACUCCCCCGAUGAGUUCUACCAGGCAAUGAAGGCACGAAUCAAGAGAGCCAGAAGUCGGGUAGUGAUUUCAUCCUUGUAUCUUGGCACAGGACCACUUGAGCAAGAUCUUGUUGAUUGUAUGGAGGAGGCACUCAAACACUCUCAGGAAGAUGCUGCAGCUGAUUUUAAAGUGUCUGUACUGCUUGACUACACAAGAGGAUCCAGAGGAAAGAAUAACUCUCGAACGAUGUUGUUGCCGUUGCUGCAUCGUUUUCCAGAGCAGAUGAGGGUGUCUUUGUAUCACACUCCAGACCUCCGUGGGCUGCUGCGCCUCCUAGUGCCUGAACGCUUCAACGAGACUAUUGGCGUACAACAUAUUAAAGUUUACCUGUUUGACAACAGUCUCAUCAUCAGUGGAGCUAAUCUGAGUGACUCGUAUUUCACUAAUCGCCAAGAUCGUUACGUGCUGUUAGAGGACUGCAAAGAGGUGGCUGAUUUCUUUGCGGAGUUAGUGGAAGCAGUGGGCGAUGUAUCGCUGCAGCUUGCAGCUGAUGACAGCGUUCACAUGAUGGAGGGAAUGGUACACCCUUACAAAGGUAAUAGAGUCGAUUUCUCAGGUUCAGCACAGCGGCGGAUUAUGGAAGUAAUGAAUUCAGCUAGGACGCAACAGCACAUGUUAGAGUUGGAUUCUAACUCAAAAGUGGAAUAUGGAGAAGAGCAUAGUGACACCUGGGUCUUCCCACUUGUGCAGAUGAAACCUUUAGGCAUUAGGCUGGAUGAGGAGGUAACACAGAGACUGCUGAUGGAGGCAGGUGGGGACUCCACAGUCUACCUAACAUCAGGCUACUUUAACCUGACACAAACUUAUAUGAGACUUGUACUGGGAGCUGCAGCAGAUUACCGCAUACUCAUGGCUUCACCAGAGGUCAACGGUUUUUUUGGGGCCAAAGGCGUGGCAGGUGCCAUUCCUGAAGCUUACAUUCACCUUGCCCAUCAGUUCUAUAGUAAGGUGUGUGAACUUGGUCAACAAGAUAGGGUCCACCUGCACGAAUACCAUCGACCUGAUUGGACUUUCCAUGCCAAGGGACUGUGGUACUACCUGGAAGGCAACAAUCUUCCCUGUCUGACUCUCAUAGGCUCCCCAAAUUUUGGUUAUCGCUCUGUGCAUAGAGACAUCGAGGCUCAGAUAGCCAUAGUAACAGAAAAUGAUGAACUCCAGAUGCAGCUGCAACAGGAGCAAGACAUGUUGUACAAGAGGUCCACAGAGGUGUCAGGAUCCACCUUCAGGCAGCCUAACCGUUAUGUAAAGUUAUGGGUGAAGUUGGUCACUCUGCUAAUCAAGAACUUCUUCUGAGAAACAGUAUAACUGAGCCGGUGGACUUCUUGCAGCUCAUGCCAGCCUAUACAGACCUAGUGCUUCCACAUCUGUUAGUGGGUCAACUCCAGGAGAGAGGAUGAAGAACAUAGGUGUGGAUGAGCUGCUCUCUUCAAAGGACACAGAAAACUCCACACUACGACCAUCCACAUAUUUGGUC
Molecule: messenger RNA, 1800 nt
Organism: Silurus meridionalis
Lineage: Eukaryota; Metazoa; Chordata; Actinopteri; Siluriformes; Siluridae
Product: CDP-diacylglycerol--glycerol-3-phosphate 3-phosphatidyltransferase, mitochondrial
Exons: 11
Coding region: 15-1619 (534 amino acids)
Biological process (GO): cardiolipin biosynthetic process
Cellular component (GO): mitochondrion
Molecular function (GO): CDP-diacylglycerol-glycerol-3-phosphate 3-phosphatidyltransferase activity
Source: RefSeq, a predicted model, not a curated record